AUGAGGUCGGAAACUCUCAAGUACGGUUCUAAGGGAAGGGAUUUACCCCCCUAUUCCGACCGGGGAGAACAGGCCGUUCAACAAGGGUAUUCCGAAAUUGCGGAGGCUUGGUUCGAUCAAGCCGCCGAGUAUUGGAAACAAGCUAUAGCGCUUACUCCUGGUAAUUAUAUUGAAGCACAGAAUUGGUUGAAGAUUACGAGGCGUUUCGAAUAA
Molecule: messenger RNA, 213 nt
Organism: Prunus armeniaca (apricot)
Lineage: Eukaryota; Viridiplantae; Streptophyta; Magnoliopsida; Rosales; Rosaceae
Source: the annotation of a GenBank genome assembly